AUGCCAUUCACCGAAUCGCUUUCCCAUGCAGGAAAUUUCCAGCAAUCCAGUGCUCUUCGGGUGUCGAUUGGUGUCCUUGGAUACCAAUCUUCACUCAGAACAUCCUCUUCAGAGCCAUACGUCUCCAACUGCGCUUUUGGUGAAUCGUUUCGCACGGUUCGCCGCCAACUUCUGCCAGGCUGUUCUGCCAAUGUGGCUCUUUGUGAAGUUCACAAUGGUAGACAGUCGAACUGGCCGAUUAGCUUAAAGAAGCCGCCAGUUAAGAUCAAUGUACCGUCUAUUACGAUCAAAGGCGCGGCUAACAGUUUCCUUGCCGAUAUUUGGCAGCCCGAUAAGGAUAACCCAGCCAAGACAGCCUACGGUACUGUAUCAUUCAGGGCGUGGUUUACCCCGGAUUGUAUGAGCAUCAAGGCUGAAUGUGCAGCCGUCAUGCUGGGAUCAAUAGGAGUCGAGUGA
Messenger RNA from Fusarium graminearum PH-1, 456 nucleotides. RefSeq lists its product as uncharacterized. The record is from RefSeq and is a predicted model, not a curated record. Bases 1 to 456 code for a protein of 151 amino acids. NCBI's taxonomy places the organism in Eukaryota, Fungi, Ascomycota, Sordariomycetes, Hypocreales, Nectriaceae. The transcript is spliced from 2 exons.